Aspergillus welwitschiae is the source of this 1497-nucleotide messenger RNA. Its product is annotated as SET domain-containing protein. The coding region runs from base 1 to 1497 and encodes 498 amino acids. Lineage: Eukaryota; Fungi; Ascomycota; Eurotiomycetes; Eurotiales; Aspergillaceae. Gene Ontology annotation, cellular component: nucleus. Gene Ontology annotation, biological process: peptidyl-lysine monomethylation. The transcript is spliced from 4 exons. The record is from RefSeq and is a predicted model, not a curated record. Gene Ontology annotation, molecular function: protein-lysine N-methyltransferase activity.
AUGAAACACGAAUAUUAUCCGAUCGAGACGCUUCCCUCCUGGAUAAAGCUCAACGGAGUCUCCGUCAACGGUAUCGCUUUCCGCAAAUUGCAAGCAGAUGAUGGAACCGACAAGGGGUCUGCAAUUGUUGGAACUGAGGUGAAACCUACCGGAAAUGCAGAGGGGAGUGAGGUAGAGCCGGAGGUACUUCUUCGAGUACCGACCGAUUUGGUACUGUCAUUUGAUUUUGUUGAGGAAUACUCCAAAUCGGAUAGACAACUCCGCGAGGUAUUAGAAGCUGUCGGGGACUUCGGAAGAACAGCCAGGGGCGCCAUAUUAAUCUUCCUUCUCGUCCAACUCACGCACUCUAGCCCAGAUUAUGCGAGUGAGCGGCAUCAGAUUGGACUAUCGAGCCCUUGGACCGAAUAUAUGAAGUACAUGCCGUCUGCUAUAUCUUUACCUACUUUUUAUAGUGAAGAGGAGCUGGAGCUUUUGCGCGGGUCCUCGUUGAGGUUGGCUGUGCAUGCGAAGAUUGCCUCUUUGGAGAAAGAAUUCGAACACCUGCGUCAAAGUACAGAGGGCUUAGACUGGUGUGAUAAGUAUUGGUGGGACGAGGAUACGGGGAAGCUGACGUUCAACGAUUGGAAAUAUGUCGAUGCAUUGUACCGGUCACGCAUGGUAGAUCUGCCUCGGCAUGGACAUGCAAUGGUUCCGUGUAUUGAUAUGGCAAACCAUGCGUCUGAGGGGACAGUCAAGGCGUUGUAUGACGAGGAUGCCGACGGGAAUGCUGUGUUGCAGCUGCGGGAGGGACGGAGCUUGCGGGCUGAUGAGGAGGUUACGAUCUCGUAUGGCGACGAAAAGUCUGCCUCAGAAUUGAUCUUCUCAUAUGGAUUCCUCGACGAGCAUACCACGGACGCAAAGCAGAUCUUCCUUGACCUGGACAUCCCAGAUGACGAUCCCUUGAAGAUAGCAAAGAAAGCAUUCUGCAAAGAUACACCAGGAGUCAAGAUAUUAGCUACUUCCCCCGACAGCUCAGAAACAGUCGCAGCAACAACCUGGGACAGCCCCAUCAUCUGGUGGGCAUGCGUAAACGAGGAGGACGGGCUGGACUUCAACGUUCUUCAAACCAACGACGGCGGCAGGGAACUUAAAGCCAUUUGGAACGGGCAAGAAGUGAGCGACCCCGGCUGUCUCAGGGACCUCCUAGCCGCAGAUCCCCGUUGGGAUAUCUACCAGCUUCGUGCGGCGGUGCUCAUCCUCGAGCGACUGGAGACCCAAUUCUUCGUGCUCCGCCAAACCGACAUGAUGAUUAGUGAGAUCCGCGAGAACGAAGACAUGCGUGCUGUUUUCGACCCGUAUGUGUUUCAGACAAUCUUAAGGUUACGAGAGCUGGAGUCCAAGCUUAUGGAACAGGCAAUCGAGGACCUCGUUAACCAGCGGGAAACUCUCAUGUCAAGCCCCGCAGUCAGCGCCUACCUGACGCAACAAUCAGGGGACAUCGAAGAGGAUUUCUCUUGA